Molecule: messenger RNA, 1728 nt
Organism: Carcharodon carcharias (great white shark)
Lineage: Eukaryota; Metazoa; Chordata; Chondrichthyes; Lamniformes; Lamnidae
Gene: rnaseka
Product: ribonuclease, RNase K a
Exons: 3
Coding region: 81-383 (100 amino acids)
Molecular function (GO): RNA endonuclease activity
Source: RefSeq, a predicted model, not a curated record
GGCCCGAGCUGGAUACAUUUCCCAAUCAGUUGGAGUUUGUCACAUUUCUUUCCAGGAAGAGGAGUGAGGGGCUGGAGCUAAUGGCUUCCUUACUCUGUUGUGGACCCAAGCUGGCAGCUUGUGGAAUUGUCCUCAGUAUCUGGGGAGUGAUCAUGCUGGCCCUCCUGGGGAUCUUCUUUAACAUCCACUCCGCCGUCCUAAUUGAAGAUGUGCCCUUCACCGAGGCGGACUUUAAAGAUACAAAGCCCCCUGAGAGAAUCCACCGGCUCUACGAGCAAGUCAGCUACAACUGCUUCAUAGCGGCUGGAAUCUACAUCGUCCUGGGAGGCUUCUCGUUCUGUCAGAUCCGUCUUAACAAACGCAAGGAGUACCUGGUGCGCUAGAGCCGCCCGUGUUAUUUAUUUAACCUCCUGCUGCCCUCCCCUUUUAAACAACUGCUGUCACCUUCCACUCUUAAACGUUUUUUUAUUUCCCCCUCUCCCCACCCCACCCCACACCCGGUGAAAAUUGUACUUGAAAUUUUAAACCAUGUGUCGAGACGGUGGGGGGAGACUUGGAUGUCUUCAAAUAAAUGUCACGGUGUGUUUGUUCGCGAUCUCUGGUGUGCAGAAUGGGGAUUGAAUCGGAACGUUGGGAGCCUCUUGUCAAGAGAUCCCCCCCCCGACCCCCUACCCGCCAUUUUGAUGUCUCUCGGUAGCACCCGCCAAGUCCUGUUCAUCCUAAAAUGGCGGCCGGUGGUCCUUACCCGACGGGUGGCGUUUCAAAGCCUAAAAAGCCAGCUGCUUUGGGUGGGGGGGAGGCAGGGUGGUCGGGGUGAUGUGAUGGGGUGGGGUGGGGGGUGGGUGAAAGGUGUGGAAGCAUUUGGAUGUGACGUUGAAACUCCUGAAAGGAGUAAAACCUUUCUCCUUCCCAAAUGCCUCAUUGUGACAGCAUUGGCCCAGUUUUGCUACAGGAAUUUCGCGAAGCUCUUUCACUCUAGAGUUGGGGUUGAGGGGGGGGGUGGGGAGUGGUGGUGGUGGUGGUGGGGGUGGGGGUGGGGGUAGGUGGGAGUCAGAUUCUCUUUUUUUCCCCCAAGAAAGUUGGGGAUGGGCACAACCGUCAGACGCAGAGUCACAUCUCUGCGGCCUCCUCUAAACGUUAUAGGCUCGUUGCCGUGGAAGCGGGCCUACUCGGAGUUGGACCAAAUCUGGUAGGCCCAAUCAGCUCUGAGUGGGUGCGAAGGAAUUCCCUCUUAUUUUCCACCCAUUCCCACAACCCCCCCCCCCCCCCCGGCCACCCCCUCCCUCACCUUUUGCCCUGAGGACCGAAACCAGCUUUUGUGACGGACAAGGGGUGAGGAGGGGCAGAGAAAACGGAGGCAGACUGUGGUAUGAGUUUGUACACGAGUAUGCUUGUGUGCAGCCAUGUUCUCCCCUUUCUCCCCCGCCACCCCCACCCACCAUUUUGAUUUCAGGUGAUUCCCAUUUCCUUUCCAACCCAAUCCCUUCCCGACCAAUUCUUCACAGCCUCACAAUUCCGCGUCUAUUGACGUCGGGCCCUGAGUCACGAGGCAGAAUCUGUAUCUGAGAAACUGUGUGUAGGUGUCCGUGGUCCUGUCUGGAUGUAUAAAUUGAUGAGUAGUCCUGUCUUGAUGUUAAUGGUGUGGAAAACACCGCCUGAUCCUGUACAACUGUAAAUGAUCCAUCAUAAGAAAUCCAGAGAAAUGCAAUAAAAUGAAUGAAAUUCCGA